AUGUCAUCGGCGGACUCGCCUUUGCGUUCCAACACAUCUCCGCUCUUUUUAGCUUCAAGUGGCUUGCAAUAUGGAUCAGAGAUUGGUCCUUCGAGUCAGGGGACUACAUCAACUACUCGUCACUUUGCCGUCCCACGGCCGGACAUAGAUGUUACUCCCUCUCAUCAUCGGACUAUUCGAAUAGAAAAUAUGGAAGACGAUUUGGACGGAGGCGAUAGCGGUGGAGCUAAAUUGUACAUUUGGGGUACUAGAAUUUGUGUUACGGAUGUGCAAAAAGCGUUCAAGGCGUUUUUAACUGAGUACCAAUCAAAAGCGCUUGAAGACGACGAAAACAUUUUGAUGCUUGAGAUUGACACCGAACGACCUUACUAUAUGGAGCGGCUUUUUGAAAUUAGUCAAAAUGAAAAUGUUUAUUUGAAUCUUAAUCUUGGGCAUGUGAGGGAGUAUAAUGAGGACAUUAUCCCAUAUCUCGACAUGACUGUGAAUGAGCUUUUUAUUGAACACUAUCAAAAAACCUUGUCGUCCCCCAUCGAGGUACGGCCGUUUAAUGCGGAAAAGACUCGUAGUAUGCAGGCGUUGAACCCACAAGAUGUUGAUCAGUUGGUAACAAUUGUUGGUAUGAUUACGAGGACGUCAGCUUUGAUCCCUGAAAUGCGCCAAGGAUUUUUCCAGUGCUUAUUUUGUGAUUACACCAUAGAAAAUGAAGUUGAUCGUGGCAGAAUCGAAGAGCCAGUUCUCUGCCCAAACUGUCAACAGAAGUUUUGUUUCCAUUUAAUUCACAAUCGCUCCCAAUUUAUGGACAAGCAGGUUAUAAAGCUUCAAGAGUCACCAGAAGAAAUGCCUGCUGGUCAGACUCCCUGCACCAUAACGCUGUUUGCCCACGGUAAUUUGAUUGAAAGCGUCCAACCUGGUGAUCGGGUUUCAGUAACAGGGAUCUACCGCGCUAUUCCAAUUCGUGUUAAUCCUCGUAUGCGCAACGUAAAUUCUGUUUUUCGAACCAAUAUUGACGUGCUUCAUUUCCGGAAAACUGACCAGAGCCGCUUGCACCAGUCAUACGAUGGUUCAUUCUUGACGGCUGAAAGAGUUGAACAGAUUAGAAACUUGUCGAAACGUCCGGACUUAAUGGAAUUUCUCGUCUCAGCUAUUGCUCCUUCCAUUUAUGGACAUGAAGAUGUGAAGCGUGGACUGUUGUGCCUGCUUUUUGGAGGGACAAGAAGGGAAAACGAAUUGGAAAAUAAGAAGCGGAUGAGGAGUGAGAUAAACAUACUUUUGUGCGGUGAUCCGGGCACCAGCAAGAGCCAAUUAUUACAGUAUGUUUAUCGACUUGUUCCUCGAGCGCAGUAUACUUCUGGAAAAAGCUCAUCUGCAGUAGGCCUUACGGCUUCAAUAGCUCGUGAUCCUGAUACUCGACAUCAUGUUUUACAAACUGGAGCAUUGGUAUUGGCUGAUAAUGGAAUUUGCUGUAUCGAUGAAUUUGAUAAGAUGAAUGACAGCACAAGAUCAGUUUUGCAUGAGGUUAUGGAACAGCAGACCCUCUCUAUUGCAAAAGCAGGGAUUAUUUGCCAAUUAAAUGCACGGACUUCAAUAUUAGCAGCGGCAAAUCCAGUUGACUCUCAAUGGAACCUUAAAAAGACUAUUGUGGAGAAUAUUCAGCUUCCUCAUACUCUUUUGUCUCGGUUUGAUUUAAUAUUCCUCUUGUUGGACGCCCAGGACGAAAUGUACGACAGGAGGAUUGCUAACCACUUGGUCUCUCUGUACUAUGAUGCUCUUGAUAAGGCUUUGCUUCGGGAUUACAUAGGCUAUGCCAAAGCUAAUGUGCAUCCAGUCUUGAAUGAUGCAUCUGCUCAAUGCUUGAUUGAUCGUUACGUCCAAAUGCGGAAGGGUGCUGGACACGGACAGAUUUCUGCAUAUCCACGACAACUCGAAUCAUUGAUUCGUUUAUCUGAGGCUCAUGCCAAGAUUAGGCUCUCUGACGCUGUCUCUGUGCAGGACGUUGAAAACGCUUACAGCUUACACCGAGAGGCAUUGAAACAAUCUGCAGUAGAUCCAAAUACUGGUUGUGUGGAUAUCAACAUCCUCGCAGCGGGUAUUAGUCUAACUAAUAAGAAGCAAGUUGAACAGCUGACCCAGUUGAUUACAACUAUGUUAUUUUCAAACGAAAUGUUUGAAGAGGCCUUGAACGAUUUGGUAAGCAGUGAAUUGUUAGUACGCACAGGAGACAAAAUACGUUACGUUGGUUCUGAAUAA
Molecule: messenger RNA, 2247 nt
Organism: Enterobius vermicularis (human pinworm)
Lineage: Eukaryota; Metazoa; Nematoda; Chromadorea; Rhabditida; Oxyuridae
Source: the annotation of a GenBank genome assembly